AUGCUUCUCCCCAAUUCCCUUCUUGCUAGCUUUCACAGGGUGAGAUGCCAGUGCACGAACCCCAAUAUCACAGCCAUUGAUCUCAUCAACAUCCCUUAUGCAACCAUUGACUAUUAUCCCAGCCCACCCAUUAUUCUGGGCCUGCACGACAGGGUUCCCGCCAAGAAUGGCACACCUCAUGCUACCGCCACCAUCGACAACAAGGACUCGCCCGUUGCCUCUCUCCUCGAGAAACUCGCGCACCAAAACAUUGUCCUCGAAGACUUUGAGAGUCACAACGGGCCCGGAGAAUACUUGCCGCCUGCCGUAAAUUUGGAAACACGGCUGGAGGGCCCGAAGCUCGCCGCUCACGAUGAGCUGCGGGUUCGCGUCGCAGACUUCGGCUGUGUUUCUAAUGGAAUGCUCAUAAGACAAAUGUGGCUGACAGAGAAGGGGAAGGGAACUUCAGCAAGGAGCUCACCAACAAAUUUCAAUAUAUCAGAUAUUGGUUUCAUAUCUCCCUACUUUAUUGUGAUCCACAUCAAAUCCUCUUCGUUCUCCUCUCCAAAAUCAAGAUCCAAACAUCAGGACAAUCAAAGCACAAUAACGAAAAGGGAAAAUGAAUAA
Messenger RNA from Striga asiatica, 606 nucleotides. The record is from the annotation of a GenBank genome assembly. NCBI's taxonomy places the organism in Eukaryota, Viridiplantae, Streptophyta, Magnoliopsida, Lamiales, Orobanchaceae.